GUAAAUGAAGUGAAGCGAUAAGACACCGCACGUGCUCGGCACAUGUCUUGUAUACUCCGGUUUAAUUAGAACAUAAUACAAUCUUGCUGUUGAUGAUGAUGAUGUUGAAUUUGUUGUUGUUGACGUGAACACUUUUAAAGGGUGCAUCUGCAUAUUAUGGACCACUUGUUUCCCUCUGGAUCUGUUCCGCAGUACUUGUGCAAGAUUACAUGAGGAUUAACACGUGACAGUGCAGCCUAUACAAACUAUAAUAACUGUGAAAAUCUGAUAAACGGUAGUUUUCAGAUUUUUGUUUCUUUUAACAUAUUGGUAUCCCAUAGGGGUGCACAAUAUUGACCAGAUGCGAAUGUGCAGAGACUAGCCAGCAAAAUCUGACACCCGCUGGCAUCUUAAAUUAUUCAUUAACGUACAGAGCUGGUGAGAAAACAAUAAUGAGAUCGUGGUAAACAGCCCCAGUUGCUUUUGAAAAGAAAGGCUCUCCCCAACGCACGCCUAUGUGCCCGCGGUUAUAAAGCGAGCAGAUAACACGUACGUCACUGUGCAGUGCAGCAGAGGGAGGAAGAAGAAAAAAAAAACCGGAGCAGCGACUCGGCGACUAGAAAGAGGCAACAGCAUUUAAGGGGCUGGCCGUGUGCGGGUGUGCAGUCUCCACUGGACCCUUGCGCUGUGACAGCAACCGCGUCCUCCCACACGGCCACCUCCUCGCCUUCUGCAAUAAACCAUCACCUCCACGAGCCACUACCGUCAUCCACAACCACCCCGGUCAACUGCGACGCUCUGCCAACAAGCCCUGGCUUUUAGGCAAAAAAACACGCCGUCUCGCUGCAGAGGGGGUUCUCAGCGGAACGAUUCAUCGAGCAGAGAUGACAACUGCAGGCGGUUUGGCUGGAGAUCACCACGCAGAAUGCCUGCCUCUCUGGGAGGGCGCUGUGCAUCUGAAUUGUGUUACGAUUUCGAGACGAGACGCGCUCAGCGACGCCGUUAACCAUCUCGUCGGCUCAUCUUUUCUCGCGAAUCAUACCGAGGCUCUCACGAUGAUCACAACGGUGCCGUGGUGGUUAAUGAAGCAAAUAUAAAAAACGGAGAGUUUACGCCUCAAAAUUGUGACCAAAAAAAUAAGGAGACAUGGACGUUGGGGACACCCUGCUGUCGCUGUUCAUCGUCGUGGUACUGAUCGUGUCUUUCCUGUCGAACCUCGUUGUGUUGGUAUGCUACGUGUACAGCUCGGAAAUUCGCAGGCAAGUGCCCAGCAUAUUCACCAUUAACCUGACCGUGUGCAACUUAAUAAUGACGCUCUUCAACAUGCCGCUUACACUGGCCGGGGUCAUCACUCAGGAACAACCGUUCGACGACUGCCUGUGCCAGGUGUUGGGAUUCACAGAGACCUUUCUGACCACGAACACCAUGCUGAGCAUGGCGGCGCUCAGCCUGGACCGCUGGGUCGCGGUGGUCUUCCCCCUGAGCUACACCACCAAGAUGAGCUACAAGGACGCGGCCGUCAUCAUGAGCUACACGUGGAUCCACUCGCUGUGCUUUCCCUUGGUGGCCACAUAUUUCAAGUGGUUCGACUACCAUCGGAACUAUGCCUCGUGCACCAUGUGGGCCAAAGACAGCGAGUGGCUGCCCUUCUCGACCAUGACGGUGGUGUACCACGGCACCACCUUCCUGCUGUCGCUGGUCGUGCUCUGCGUCACCUACAUGAAGGUGCUCAAAGUGGCGCGUUUUCACUGCAAGAGGAUCGACAUCAUCACGAUGCAGACCCUCGUGCUGCUGGUGGACAUCCAUCCCAGUGUCAAGCAGCGCUGCCUGGUGGAGCAGAAGAAGCGGCGACAGCGCGCGACGAGGAAAGUCAGCACCUUCAUCGGCACGUUCGUCCUUUGCUUUGCGCCCUACGUGAUCACCAGGCUGGUGGAGAUCGCGCCCUCUGUCACAGUGGGGCACCACUGGGCGCUCUUCAGCAGAUGCCUGGCGUACAGCAAGGCGGCGCUAGACCCCUACGUGUACUCUCUGCUUCGCCGCCAGUACAGGAAGGUGUGGGAGAAGCCACUCGACAAAGUUCUGAGGCGAGAGCGCCAUAAGUGCCACGCGCACCCAAGCUCCCAGGACACGGAGAACGACAGCGCCUGUCAAAGAGCAAACUUGAGAUAACGCAUUAUUAUUAUUUUUUAUAUAGAGUAUAUUUAAGAGAAUAAUAUAUAUGUUGGGGUGGGGGGAGCGGCGGGGGGGGGGGGGUCAGGAUCAAAGAUAAUUGCAGUGCCAUGAUGACACAUUGUAGAGAAGCAAGGGUUUUUCAAUAUUCGGGUCCUCGCGACCCAGCACAUCGUGGGUGAGUGCACUGUACCACGUGGGACCCUCGCUACCCCCACGUUAAUGAUUGAUACGCACGUGACGAGGAGCGUGCCGUGUCAAAUAAAUGAGGAUGCGUGUUAUCGGUAAUUUCUAUACCACGUGGGACACACGUCCAGUCGCAUAACGGUCGAUCUUGGUUUUGAAUCCGCUUGUUUACCCAAAUGAGACGCGUGCAGCGUGUAAAGACUUCGUCUUUGUAGUUGGACGGAAGAGGCAGGGCAAGGUGAAGAGGUACCGUAGAGGGUCGUGAGUUUUGAGACGCCACGAUGUAGAAUAGCACAUACGAACUACAGGCGAUGGAUGGAUCACAAACGGACAUCAGUGCACGCCACGCAACUCCGUGCAUUAUGCUGAAUGGUCAGUGGCAUAGCUAUCGAGUGUGCAGGCGGUGCAAUUGCAUCGGAGCCCAAGACUCUUAAGGGUCGGGUUACGAAGAAGUAACAUUGGACAGGAUGUACCAUAAUUCAUUCCUUACACCAAAACCCAUACCAACCACGCUACCCCACUGUAAACGAGUGUCCAUAAAUGGGUCUGUGGCACUGGUGGGCAAGGAUGGCUUUGCAUUAUCAUUUAGACACACACCACCAGAAUGAAUGAAUUAUUUAUAGGGGCGUUGGCCCCUCGCCUUGUGGUGCAAGGGGCUAAGGCGUGACGCGUAUACCUCUUGGUGUGUUGAAUGUGCCUUGGUUUGGAUCCCAGCAUUAGGUCUACCGAGGACGUUACACACAAGGGCUUAAUUUCCCAUGGGAUACUUUCCAGGGCUUAGCCCCAGGCGGAUUUGGAUGAACUUAAGCCCUGUUAUUCAGGUGACUUCAUGUUGUAGAAACCACACGUCCAAGAGGAGGAAAUGUAUCCUGUCGUGGCCAAGAGAGGGGCACGCGAUUCGUGUGGCCGCGUGGCUCAGAUUGCAGGCGACGUGCGAUUGAGAUUAUGGAGGUGUUUUGCGCACAAAAAAAAGCCUUGCAAUCAAGCCUGGGACUGAGUGACUUUCUGGGGAGUGGGGGGAGGAGUGCUGGAUCAUGCUAUCACCACAACUUGACACGACGCGUUGCUGCUCCUUUCAGUUCGUAAAGACGUUGCCAACUAGAUGAUAUACCUUUUAUUAUUUAGACGGCUGGAUCGUCUUUUGUUCUCAUGCUCCCGAAAGCCGGAUUUCACGGAGCCAAAAUGGUUCAAAUCCUGCCCUAGAAAUAGACGUUAAAGACCGCCACCCCUCCUCCCCCCCCCCCCUUUCAUAACAUUCCAAAAAUACGACUCGGGCCAAUUUGUACCAAGGAUAUAUAUAUUUUUUCCAGAGAGCCAAUGUCACCCAAUGCCGAAAAUCCAAAAUUUCCCAGAAUGCGUCCGAUCUUUGUCACAUCUCGGAAGCCAAAGCAGAGUUAAGCCUGGAUAGCGCUUGGGUGAGGAUGGAGGAGGGGGUCGGCAAACACAAUAACAAAAAGAGUAUUUUUUUUUUCAAAUUUGGUAACAACCACGACAAAAAUAAAAGCUCAGUAUUUCAAGAACCGCAAUGCAUGCGAAGACGAAAUAAAAAAAAAAACGUCACGAAGCGGUCCGUAAAGAGCCGCGUGACCACCGCGCAUAAAACAUGCGUCAUGUGCUGCUCCAUUGUGGGCAGUAGAGUGCAGUGCAACAAAAAAAAACAUUAGUCUGCUGUACUUGUAUGCUCCCAUGUCUUUCUCCGCCUCCCCCCCCUUCUUCACCAUCCGGCACUGACCCAUCGUAGGGAAGUUUGGUCAAAUAACCCCCCCCCCCUCCGCCACAACCCCUCACCCCCACCAAACACUGUCCCUCAUCAAGCAGUGGAUUGACAAAACGCCCCGAACAAAACACACAGCUAAAGUUUCUUCAAUGAGCUCUCGCCUGGAUAGACAUCACACAUACAGGUAGACAUUAUACAUACAAGUACACACACACAUACAAGUAGACACACACAUACAGGUAGACAUUACACAUACAAGUA
This is a messenger RNA of Petromyzon marinus (sea lamprey), 4312 nucleotides long. It is a transcript of the gene GPR26, whose product is annotated as G protein-coupled receptor 26. The record is from RefSeq and is a predicted model, not a curated record. Gene Ontology annotation, molecular function: G protein-coupled receptor activity. Gene Ontology annotation, cellular component: membrane. NCBI's taxonomy places the organism in Eukaryota, Metazoa, Chordata, Hyperoartia, Petromyzontiformes, Petromyzontidae. Gene Ontology annotation, biological process: adenylate cyclase-activating G protein-coupled receptor signaling pathway.